Biomphalaria glabrata is the source of this 1703-nucleotide messenger RNA. RefSeq names its product acetylcholine receptor subunit alpha-like. Gene Ontology annotation, cellular component: membrane. Lineage: Eukaryota; Metazoa; Mollusca; Gastropoda; Planorbidae. The transcript is spliced from 8 exons. Gene Ontology annotation, biological process: monoatomic ion transmembrane transport. The coding region runs from base 214 to 1581 and encodes 455 amino acids. Gene Ontology annotation, molecular function: transmembrane signaling receptor activity; extracellular ligand-gated monoatomic ion channel activity. The record is from RefSeq and is a predicted model, not a curated record.
GGUUGAAUCAGUCAUUCGUAGCGUAGCUCUAAGUACACGAGGAUUUUAAUGUUUCCAAUGUUGAAGAGUGUGACUAAUAUUUUGUAAAUUUUCUUAUUUAUGUUCUAUUUCAAUUGUUCAUUUUUGUGUUGAAUUGAAGCAAUUUAAAAUUCACAUUCCUGUACUGGUAGAACUAUGAUUAGAAGACGCUGGCCGACUUUGACCUAGAUACAAAUGAAGGAGAAAUGCCUGGCCCUUGCUGCUUUAGUUGUAUGCCUGAUCACUCGGGAUGUGAUAUCACAAACUUACAGCAGCACAGUGGCUAUUAUGAAGGACAUCGUAGAGAAUGGUGACUACCACACGGAAGUGCGUCCUCUCAAAGAUCAGUCUCAGGUCAUGAAAGUUUAUGUCAACUUUGAAAUGGUGUCUAUUGUGGGACUUGACGAUGUCACUCAAAGCUUCACCGCCAACGGCUUUCUGUUGCUUGUUUGGCAAGACGAGAUGAUUACAUGGGAUCCCAGUUUGUAUGGCAACCAGACGUUAAUCCAUCCCGUACCUGAGAAGAUCUGGAGACCGAGAGUUGUGCUGAUGAAUACACUUGGAGACAGGGAUCUCUUCCAGGACGAUGUAGCGCCAGUCUUUAUAACCAACGACGGUGUUGCCAACUGGGUACCAGGCAGUCUGAUCCCCGUAUCCUGUGAGUUACAAAUGUCAGAUUAUCCAUUUGACGAACAGACGUGUACAAUCACUUUCUUUGCCAUGCAGUACACCACAUCCGAGCUUGUCUUUGUGGCCAUCUCAUCCGAAGUGCUGCUGGAUUUCUUCGUUACUCACGGAGAGUGGGAGCUCAAAGAUACAGGCUUGAAUGUCACGGAGUUGAUCUCGGGAACCUGGGUCGCGUCGGCUAUACAGUUGAAAUUUAAACUGAAAAGACGGCCAACAUUUCUUCUGAUCAAUAUUGUUCUACCAGUUGUCUUUCUUUCUUUUCUCAACCUCCUGGUAUUUGUUAUCCCUGCAGAUUCAGGGGAGAAGAUCAGUUAUGAUGUAUCUAUGGAAUUACUCCUAGGCAUCACAGUGUUGUUGGCCCUGUCGGUAUUUCUCAGCAUCGUUAGCAGUAUGCUGCCUCGUUCUGGGACCACAACUCCCAAGCUGACCAUCUACCUCUUUUUGUUGCUCAUCAUCUCCAUGUUGACCGUCAUCGACAGCAUCAUCAUUGUCUACCUGGCUCACAAAGACGAGAAAGAGACGUCCCAUUUGAAAGCCAAAGAAAAUUUUCAAAGUGCUUUCUCUAAAACACAAACAUUGACGUCAACAAUUUCCUCCAUGUUAAACAACAAAGUGAAACCUAACGACAAUGUCAAUCCUAAUGACUCCAGCCCAAGUCCAAACAAUAAAACGUCUGACGCUGACUCUCAAAGAGAUAGAAACUUCACCUACGUUGACAUGAAAGAUGAAGCGAAUGAAUCUAAAAACAAUAAAACUCCUCCCAGAGUUAAUAACUACAGACUGAUAGGCAAACACAUAGACAGGGUCUCUUUCAUUUUCUUCUCUGUUCUGUGGAUCUUAGUGACAUUGGGAUUCUUGUUAGACUUAGCCAUCUGAUAGUUUACAUUUUAGAAAUUUUGAAGAGAAACUUAUUUGUAAAUAAUAUUUUUUUUUUAAUAACAAGUUACCACUCGCUCGUCACGUUAAGGCUGAGAAACGUUGCAUUGUCGUUCCAAACA